AUGAAGUAUAAUGCCCCCUAUACUGCCAUUGUCGGCCCAUCGGGGAUCGGGAAAAGUUUUUCCAUCAAACAGAUCGCCAAAACGCACGGGGCGUACACAUUGUACGUAAACGUACGGACGGACAAUGGGCAUGGAUAUCCAGCAAAGUCUACCAUCGAGGUCCCGCUGCAAGGUCGGCGGGAGGACUUGGAGCAAGAGUGGGAUCAUUUCUUGCGUUUUUAUCUGGAAAUGGUCCAGCUCGCUCGUGAGAAUGGAAUCACUGCCGGCGGCCUCUUCACUCUGACAAUGGAACAAAAGUACUCUGGGUUCGGCAGCGAGACGACCGCUCUUUUGGAGGGCAGACUGCUGGAAAAGAACGGAGACAAUGACCACCCGGUCGGUUCUCCAAGCAUUGACAUGCCCGUCAUACUGUGCUUUGACGAAGCCCGAACUCUUCUCCAGUCCACUAAAGAUGUGGAAGCCAGCUCUUUCAUGGCUCUCCGCUCAGCGGCAAAAAGGCUUUCAUUUCAGCCACCGGCAAGUUUGGCCAAGUUCUUCAUUGUGAUGAUAGACACGACUUCUAGGAUUACAAAUUUCGUCUCGCCGAGAAUAAGGGAUCACAGCCAAAAGAUGCUCAAUGUCAUCCUGCUUGAGCCGAUCUGGAGGAUCGAUACCUGGUCCGUCUUUGCACAGGCACGGAUGCCAGAGCCCGACGGCAGUGAGACCGCCGUGUCGGAGCUCUUCCGCAUAGGACGGCCGUUAUGGGGCGCGUUUCUCGAGGCCGGGUAUACGCUCGGGGACAUCAUCUGGAUCGCAAUGGAGAAGCUUGGUUUCGACAAGACGACAGGAAAGCUGAGUGUUUCGGAGGACUCCGAUGCCCGAGACUUGGCCCUACUCUCGACAAGGGUGAACUUCUACGUUGGACAGGCUUCGCUUGCUGAGCGUCUUGUAUCUGGAUUCUUGCGGUAUGUAGUGACUAUUGCAGAGGACCGAGACGGCCUAGUCAGCACGCAGCCUAGAGAGCCGCUGCCGGCGUACGCGGCGUCCAGGAUCCUGCAGAACCUGCGAGCUCUACACAUGGCGAUACGCACAUGGUAUGCAAGCAUUGCCGGCGGCAGCGUGAACCCCGGGGACGUGGGGGAGCAAGUUUCGAUUCUGAUGCUUCUCUUCGCCAUGGACGACAGCUUGCGACCGGCUGAGAACCUUCCAGGUCCCAUUCCGCUGUCGCUCUUCUGGAAGACGCUUUUCGGCAACGACAGCUGGGGCGGACUCGACAAGGCACUCCGGCGAGGUGCUCUGAAGGGUGGCAGGAGGCCUAUUGUCGCGGGCAAGCCCUCAUUCUGCCAGAGAAUUGCCCGGGAAUUGACCUGCUCAUACCCAUUCAGGGCCAGCGACAAGCUGACGGGAUCGACGCGGGAAUACUUCAAGAACUGCUUCAAGGAUGGGCUGGCUGCACUCCCUCUGGAGGCACCGCUUCCCGGAGGAUACAUCGGGCUGGCAAUGUGUCUCCGCUGCGAGCAAGGCAGAGGAGAUUAUCACCUGUCGGACCCAGCAGCCUUCAAGAGGCGUGCUGUCGGCUUUCCUGUCGCGAUAGCUCUCGGCAUCGACGUCUAUGCCCUCCACGGACAAGGCUCUCUGGAGGAGAAUGGGAUUAGAGAAACUUUUUGCCGACUACUGCAGAGGUGGCCGGACCUGUACCCAGAGUCCGAGCUGAAGGUCCCCUAUGUCGAUCGGCUGAUAUAUCCGUUCAACCACUUCGAAUAG
Grosmannia clavigera kw1407 is the source of this 1743-nucleotide messenger RNA. RefSeq lists its product as uncharacterized. Bases 1 to 1743 code for a protein of 580 amino acids. The record is from RefSeq and is a predicted model, not a curated record. Lineage: Eukaryota; Fungi; Ascomycota; Sordariomycetes; Ophiostomatales; Ophiostomataceae. The transcript has 4 exons.